This is a messenger RNA of Coregonus clupeaformis (lake whitefish), 920 nucleotides long. RefSeq lists its product as uncharacterized. The record is from RefSeq and is a predicted model, not a curated record. Gene Ontology annotation, cellular component: EKC/KEOPS complex. The coding region runs from base 43 to 357 and encodes 104 amino acids. NCBI's taxonomy places the organism in Eukaryota, Metazoa, Chordata, Actinopteri, Salmoniformes, Salmonidae. The transcript is spliced from 2 exons.
GACUCGGGUCAGAGUUCAAACUAGGGUCAUGGUUCAAGAAUCAUGGCAGCUACUGAGAUACGAGGAGAGCUAAAAUACAGGGAUGGCCUGACGAAAGAGAUUAUCAUAAAAACAGAAAACAACCUGACUUCUAUGAUAGUGGGGAUUAAGAAAUUAAACGCAGACGUAUCGAGGGUUCUCACUGAUCUCGUUGUACAAGAACAAUUUUGCGGAGGAAAUGACAAGGGGGAUUUGCAAGUCGAUGAUGAUGGAGAGGAGGAGGAUGAUGAUGGUGGUGAUGAUGAUGAAGAAGACACAAACACAAAAGCCCCUAUUAUGCAGCCUCCUGCAAAGCGGUCAAAGACCUUGAGGGCCUGACGACACAAGGGCUCUGUCCCAAAUGGCACCCUUAUCCUUAUAUAGUUCACUUCUUUUGACCAGGGCCCAAGUAGUGCACUAGGUAGGGAAUAGGGUGCCAUUUGGGAUUUAAGAGGACCCACUGUAGGAUAUCCUGUCAGAGAAGGGUGGUCCUGGCAUACAAGACUGGAGGACAUGUUGCGGGGACACUGUUUUGGGGGCAGAUAUGCCAGCCUUUAUUAUUCAUUUCCACUCAUGUAUGGUAUUGCUCCUGCCUUGGCAAUCAUUGCAGUUAUGAUCUACAUCUUUCUCUUGUUAUGCUUGACAAUUGAAAUGUUUGUUUUGAACAUUUGUGUAAAUGUCAAUCAUUUUUAAGUGGAAUGUGUUUCGUAGAAAUUUAGUUAAAAUGGCCAUUCAUUGGAUAAUAGAACAGCACUGUCCCCCCCCAGCAUUUGCUUGCUUUAAGAAAUUACAUGAAGUCUGCAGACAUUUUCCCAUAACAUGUUUAAUUUUCUUACAAUCCAGGCCUUAUUUUAAUCACAGUGCAUUUAGAUUUGAAAGGCAAUAAAAAUCAGAAGCACCAA